Molecule: messenger RNA, 889 nt
Organism: Ipomoea triloba (trilobed morning glory)
Lineage: Eukaryota; Viridiplantae; Streptophyta; Magnoliopsida; Solanales; Convolvulaceae
Product: elicitor-responsive protein 3-like
Exons: 4
Coding region: 98-721 (207 amino acids)
Source: RefSeq, a predicted model, not a curated record
UAGAAUAUAAUCAAAAUCCUGACAAUUGAAUUGACUCCUCGAUCGAUCUGGUCUGAUCUUCUUCUACAGUACGUAUAUAGCAUAUUCCAUAAUAUAUAUGUCGAAUUCUGGCAUUCAUGGACGUCUCCUCGAACUCACUGUUGUUAGCUGUAGCAGACUAAAGAACACGGAGUGGAUUUCUAGGCAAGAUCCUUACGUUUGUCUCGAUUACGCCACCACCAAAUACCGUACUAAAACCUGCACAGAUGGAGGGAAAAGCCCCAUAUUUCAGGAGAAAUUCGUGUUCACGCUGAUUGAAGGGCUGAGAGAGAUGAACGUGGCGGUUUGGAACAGCAAUACGCUAUCUUCCGACGACUUCAUUGGCAGUGGAAAGAUUCUACUGCACAAAGUUAUCUCCCAAGGAUACGACGAUAGUUCUUGGCCGCUACUAACCAAGUCCGGCAAGAAUGCCGGAGAAGUCCGCCUGAUAAUGCACUAUUCUAAUGCUUCUACGUCUCCUUUCUCAUCAGCUCCGGCGGCGCCGCCACUUUAUUCUCCGUUCCAACCACAUUCCACACCAUAUACGUCGUCGUUAGCUCCCUAUCCUCCUCCGCCUUACGCCGCAUCUUCCUCAUACUAUCUCACACCAUAUCCGCCGCCUUUCCAACACCAUUCAUCGUCGUCGUUAUAUCCUCCCGCGCCAUAUACCGGAAGCUAUCCACCACCGCAUUACUAUGGAUAGAUGAAGCAAGAUUGUUCAUAUAUAUAUAUAAAAGCAUAUAUUGCCGGCAUUUAUAAUUAUUGUUGCAUUCGUGCUUGGACAUAUUCAUUGUUUGUAACUGCAAAUUAUACUCGCAGCCCUAUGUAGCUAGCUAAAAAUUAAUGAAAUAAUGUGUUUUUAUAACUUUUA